UUUCAAUUGUGUCGUGUGUCUAGCAGAAGCAAGUAACAAAAAACAAAUUCAGAAAAAUGAAUAACUGGUCGUGGAUUGAUGAGUUGCCGAAAGAGAGAAAUAUUGUACCUGAGGAUGAUAGCAGUUCCCUUAGUUCCACGGAUCAGAGCUUGUCGCAAGCCGAAGACGAUGAAAAAUCUUCUGAGACAAACAAUCAUCUAGUACAUCAAAAGUUUUUGAACGAUUUUGUGGAGAAAGUUGACUCGAUAGCUUCAAUGGAUGAACAGGCGGUGGAUCUGACCGUCAAAUGUAUGAAUGCCAUAACGAAUGACAUCUGUCGACGUGUCGUUCAAAUUGCAAAGUAUCGAAAAGUCGAGCCAGAUAUAUUGGAUCUAAAGUUUGUGCUAAAGCGUGAAUACAAUAUGGAAUUCCCACGCACAAAUUGAAAAUGGGAAUCUAUUAAAUGAAUUCAGCUAAUAUUAAAUUGUGAAAAUAAUGAUA
Drosophila nasuta is the source of this 480-nucleotide messenger RNA. It is a transcript of the gene Taf12L, whose product is annotated as TBP-associated factor 30kD subunit alpha-2. Gene Ontology annotation, cellular component: transcription factor TFIID complex. The record is from RefSeq and is a predicted model, not a curated record. Gene Ontology annotation, biological process: DNA-templated transcription initiation. Gene Ontology annotation, molecular function: protein heterodimerization activity. NCBI's taxonomy places the organism in Eukaryota, Metazoa, Arthropoda, Insecta, Diptera, Drosophilidae. The transcript has 2 exons. Bases 57 to 425 code for a protein of 122 amino acids.